AUGUCAGAGAAGGAACAGCCUCCGAUGAUGGACCAGAAACUGUGCGUCGCCGGCUGCGGCUUCUUCGGAUCCUCGCAGACCUCGCAGAUGUGCUCAAAGUGCUGGAAGGACUCGAUGUCCAAGUCUAUGCUAGGGGCGGAGGGAAAGAAAGAGAACGGUGCAGGCGCAGGGUCCUCCUCCUCCUCUUUGCCAUCGUUGUCCGAGCCCUCUCCGAUGGAGGAGAGCAGCACAACACCACCAGACGCAGCAGCACCAGCAGAAGGAGGGGACGGGUCCGGAGUAGGCACGGGGGGAUCAAGCGGCGCCAGCAGCAGCAGCAGCACCGCCGCUGCCGUCGCCGCCCCACCCCUCACACCACCACCGGCCGUCGCCGUCGCCGCGGCGGCUGAAACCCCGACCGUGGAGAUGACGCCGGUGCUCCCACCGCAACCCCCGUCUGCCGCCACGCCCAUGGCCGUCGCGGCGCCUGCGCCGAGCCCCCUGUCGUUCGGCGUGGGCGGGACCGCGCCGGCUAUCGGCGGGGGAGCGGCGGCGGAAGGCGCCGCGGGGGCGGCGGUGGCGACGGCGGCGGCGAUGGAGGCGGCGGCGGAGCCGGCCGCGCGUCCCGUGCAGAAGAACCGGAAACGGUGCUUCACCUGCCACAAGAAGGUGGGUUACACGGGCAUCGCCUGCCGUUGCGACUACGUGUUCUGCUCCCUCCACCGCUACCCGGAUCAGCACGACUGCACGUUCGACUUCAAGACCUCGGACAGAAAUGACCUCAAGAGGACAGUCGUGGGCGGGGGGCAGUUCAGCAAGGUCGAACGCCUCUGACGCGGCGGGUCUUUCUGACGAUCGCUGUCGAAUGACUGGCUGGCUUGGCCCUGCCCGCGCUUUGGUCGCUUUUGUCUCUCUCCUCCUCGGUGAUUUCCGUUUUAUCCUCGUGAGGCUGUUGGGUGUGAUGCUGGUUUGAGUUUUCGUUGUGUGCAUGUUUCUGUUUUUUUUUCUACAUAACAGCAAGUUUUUUUAGA
Messenger RNA from Ectocarpus siliculosus, 1010 nucleotides. Lineage: Eukaryota; Phaeophyceae; Ectocarpales; Ectocarpaceae. The record is from the annotation of a GenBank genome assembly.